GCCUUUUAAUGCAAAAUGUGAGGUUAUACAGACUUGUUUGGCAUAUUAAGGGUUGACUUCACAACAUGUGGUAAAUGCAGUUGCAUGGGAAAUAUUGAAUCUUGAGGAUUGACAUCCAAGUACAUUAAUAGCUUGUUUCACAGACAAGUCUUAAAUCCAGUCCUAAGCUAAAAUGCAUGUUUUCAUGUCUGUGAAACCUGGCUUAACUAGAUUUCUAAGUAAUGUAUUAACUUAAAUGAACCUUAAUGUUUUUAAUAGAUAAUUAGCAGAUACAAGUUAAUGGUCAAUUUAGUUUCUAUAUACAGUAUCUCCUGAAAGUGACCGUAUGUCUUCUCAAGGGACAAUACUGUAGCAUUGAAACUUGGAUAUAUUUGAGUAGUCAAUGUGCUGCUUGUGUAGCAGUAUAUAUUUCAUGGAAUCUGAAAAUAACUCAACAUACAGUCAUUCUUGUCAAAAUAGCUGCCAACAAAAUGAGUUAACCAAAUUAUAAUGGCUGUAUGUGUCAAACUCAGUUCCUGGAGUUUAGUUUCAACCCUGCUUCAACACACUUGCCGUUUUCAAAUAAGCCUGAAGGACUUGAUUAGCUGAUCAGGUAUGUUUAAUUAGGGUUGAAGUUAAACUCUGCGGGGUUGUGGCCCUCCAGGAACUGAGUUUGAUACCCCUCCAUUUAACCUUAGAAAGCCACAUGUCCUAUUCAUUAUACUUUGGUCUGCUUAACAUGACCAUACAAAUUUGUCUAUCUUGUAUUAGAUCAGUUAAAAUUUGUGUUUCGAGUACAAUUCUCUCAUACUGACCAUUGGAUGUUCAACAUGGCACCUCACGACUCGUUUGAGCAUUAGAAUGGUUGCACUCCACAAAAAUGGCCAAGGCUAUAGUAAAAAGAUUGGUAACACCCUGAACUGAGUUACAGUACAGGCCAGGGUCAUUCAGAGGUUUUUCAAGACGGGUUCCACUCAGAACAGGCCUCACAAGGGUCAAUCAAAGUUGAGAAGUUGAUGCUGUGCGUCAAAUGCAGAAGCUGUCUUCAAAAAAAAAAAAAAAAAACAGACAAAAACAUAGAUUACAUCACUCAUACACAAUAUUGACACAUGAGGGGUGUCACUUUUGUAAAAUGCUGUAUUCUCAACAGACUCGCUGGUUGAAAAAAAAUAAGAAUACUUUUUUUUUUUUUACAAACGUCAGAAUUUGUUUUUUCAACAGACUGAUGGAAUAUACGAAUAAUCCUCAAAGUAGCUGUUAAGUUGUAAAUUAUAUAUUAUAUGUUGUAGUAAUUUUGUCAAUCUAGGCAAUUUGUUUUCAAUAAAACUCGCUAAUCCGAGAUUAAACCUUUCUGCCAGUUCCGAAGUUCCAGGGCGACUGUUCAGUGUGCGUUGCGUGGUUGUCAUGGACCCGUUUGUUGUGGAGGCGUGAGAUAGCAAGUUAGCUGCAACGUUACUCAUUUUCGGCUAAACGAAGUUUCUGGAUUUCUGACUUUAGAGCUCUCUUGAAAAAGAGCUACAAACGGCGCUGGAAGCGGACAGGAAAUAUCAGAGGGAAAAUGAUGCCAAAUUUCGUGCUUUGAACCAAAAUGUCGCCAGCUAUGAAGAAUUCAGGGACAUAGUACUCGCAUCUCACUUAAAGCCUCUUGAUAGAAAAGACAUCUCUGGUGCACCCCGAAAACAGCCGUGGAAUCCAAUUGCUUUUGGGUCAAAGCAUGAAAGUGCUUCAACUGAAGAGGUCCAGCCGCAGUUAUCUGAGAUACAGCCAAGAAAUGCUUCAGAAUUUGUCCGUGGCUGGCGCAAGUUUGCAGGGAGCUCAUUUGAAAAGUACAGUCUGCUUGUGAGUCUGGGAGGCAAGACUCUGCAGGAAAUCUUCAGCACCGAGGUUGGCUUUGGUCUUCUAGGCGAGUUCUUUCUGAUUCUGUCACAGUGUCUUAAGUCAGGAGAUGAGGAAAAAGUGAUUGGAGUGCUGGACGGCCUUUCCAGAACUAGUCGUUUUGGUCUGAACCAGACUCUUCUUAGUAAGGCAGAACAAAAAGCCUGUGAGGAGCUUUUCCACAAGCUACAAAUUGCAGGAGGAGAAUAUCAUACUUCUAAAGAUUCUUCUGACACUUCAAUGGUUUGUGAGGCCAGUCUGACACAUGUGGAGGACGAUAAGACUGACAUUACUAUAAAACUUAAAGGAUUAAUGGGGAAAUAUGGUAUCCAAAAUUAGUUUAUAUUGAAAACUCCAUUGUUGUUGGUUUUUGUUUAUUGGUACUUUAUACUAGCGGAAAUAUGUUAAAAGAAGUGUUGGCCAUUUGUUUUUGGGCCAUCUGCCCAUUAUUACUUUCAGCCUAUGAGGCUCCUGAGGAUAAGAAAGACAUUUUUGCCAGCAGGGCCUGUCCUGCAUUUCUUGUCUUUGACACUGUGGCUUUCAUAGCCCAUAUGACCAUUGAACUCGCUUGUCACUGCAAACCAGAGGAGACUCAUUCAGUGGUAUGGUACUAUCAAAAACAAAUAGGCUCCAUGAACACUAAGGUCCUCACAGACUUUGAAGGCACUAUGGUGGUGGAAUCAUCCAAAGUUGGGAGAGGGUCAGAUCUGCACAGUCGCUUUUCCAUCCGUCUGUUUAGCCUUCUGAUCUUCAGGGUCCAGAGAGCUGACUCAGGGCACUAUAUCUGUGGCACGGCCUCUGGUGAAUUCUUCUACGGCUACGAUGUUGAUGUCCAGGAGGUCCAUCAAGUUUUAUUUCCCUUGAAUGUCAAAGAGAGAACUCAAGUACAAGAAGCAAAGCCCGUCAGGAUGAAAACGGAAAUGUUUCAAGUGUUCACCAGCUACUCGUCAUGGUCUAAAUGUGACCGCUGUGACAUCCCGGGGGAGCAGACGCGUGUGGGAUUUUGUUAUGUCAAAAGCAUUUACCUCCAUGUACGUUAUCAGCAUGAAUCGGACGGAGCGGCUUCCUGUGGUUCCUCAGCCGUUCCCAAACAGUUUGGACUUUCAGGCAGUAGCUACGGAGCCAAGCUUGAGGUGAGGAACUGUCACACCAUCUGCCCUCCGAAACCUACAACAUCUCCAGAGAGACGAGCUCUGCUGAAGUUCCUCCAGGAUGAUGGUCAAGCUUCUCCAGGUGUCACCAUCCACUACCACAACCACCCCACAGGCUCUGAUCUGGUCUUAACCUGUCCUGGCGCCAAACCUCAGUACGCUGUGGCCUGGGAUAAAGGCUCAGCACCUCUUUACCGCUCUCAGUAUAUGGAGGGUUUGAAUAAGACUUCUCGCAUCUUCAUUGACACGGGUCACCACCUACACUUCAGGCCUUUGCGGCUGAAAGAUAAAGGCCUCUAUUUCUGCUGGCUACAAGGAGAGCUGGCUGCAGAGAUCAGACUGGGGGUGUAUCUCCGUUUGGGGCGUUUGCGUCAAAUCUCUGACCCGGAGUCUGUCUAUGCACUACAACUCAUACUUGCAUGCUACACUGGCAUCACAGCUAUGUUUCUCAUCACUAUCUUAGUCAGAUUUAUUUGGCAGAUAAGCAAGGAAGACACAUUGGCAGAUAUUAACAGAACUUGAAUUUGUAUGAACUCGAACAUGUAUGUUUACUGAGAAGUACAAUGUGAAAUUGAAUAAAUAUGCUGCUUAAUGAU
Messenger RNA from Pimephales promelas (fathead minnow), 3601 nucleotides. The record is from RefSeq and is a predicted model, not a curated record. NCBI's taxonomy places the organism in Eukaryota, Metazoa, Chordata, Actinopteri, Cypriniformes, Leuciscidae.